AUGGGGAACCAUUGUGUUGCUGCCAUAGAGCUUCACAAAGAAGAAAGUGGAAUUUGUAGUGUCAUUUACUACAGAACACAUUUCGGCCAUGAGCACAACAUUGGUUUCCUGCAUCUCAGUAGUUCUGACAGAGAAGCCAUCGCUGGUAAAAUUGCUGAGGGGUCACUUUCCAGAGAAUUCUGGAUGAUGUGCGGGACUCAAUUCAUUCCAGCGGAGUGGAGAGACUGCAUCUGCUUACUUGAUAACAUUAAGAGAGGCUUUACCAUUGGUGAUGAUCAGCAGCAUAACAUUGAUGAAGUUGGUGUUAGUAUGUGGUUGGAGAAAAAGAAAGACUGUGUUCCCCUGUAUAAGAAAGAAAGUGAGGCCAGGGAAGAUUUUGAUAGUACUCACUCGGUGAUAGUGUUAAUGACUGACUAUCAGAAGCACUUAUUACAGAGAUUUGGACAAAAUACUGUAUGUGUAGACUCCACACAUUGUACAAAUGUUCACAAGCUUUUGGUGACCACAUUGUUAGCGGCAGGCGAUUUUGAUUCAGGUAUGCCUGUAGCAUUCUGUGUUUCAAAUCGGGAGACUACAUCCAUAAUGACUUCUUACUUUUGUGCUGUGAAAGAUAGAGCUGGUAUCAUAAAAAUGUCUGUAUUCAUGUCCGACGACACUAAUACUUUCUGUAGUGCUUGGUCAUCAGUCAUGGGACCUGCAGAAAAUAAUCUACUGUGUGCUUGGCACACAGAUCGCAGCUGGCAGACUAAUUUGAAGAAAGUCCAUGGCAAUGAAGAAAAGAAAGCACUUGUGUGCAAAGAUCUUUGUACAUUGCUUGAAGAAGUGGACACAGACAAUUUUAAUGAACUGCUGGAAUCGUUCGUCGGGCAGCUUCAAGCAGAUGAAGGUCAAGAGACUUUGGUGUAUAUUUCUCUUCAAAUUACUUAUUCCAGCCUCAGCAGUGGGCAUACUGUCACUGUUGCAAUCUGGGUAUAA
Molecule: messenger RNA, 975 nt
Organism: Schistocerca cancellata (South American locust)
Lineage: Eukaryota; Metazoa; Arthropoda; Insecta; Orthoptera; Acrididae
Exons: 2
Coding region: 1-975 (324 amino acids)
Source: RefSeq, a predicted model, not a curated record